AGCGUGGCGUCCUGCGGCGCGUGUGGGGUGUUGCGAGGCUCCGUCCCGCCGGGUAGAAUUCGGACCUCAUGGCGGAGAUAAUUCAGGAACGUCUAGAAGAUCGACUCCCCGAAUUAGAGCAGCUAGAGCGCAUUGGACUGUUCAGUCGCGCGGAGAUUAAAGCUAUCAUUAAGAAGGCUUCUGAUCUGGAAUACAAAAUACAGAGAAGAGCCCUUUUCAAGGAAGAUUUCAUCAAUUAUGUUCAAUAUGAAAUUAAUCUUUUGGAGCUGAUCCAGAGAAGAAGAACACGGAUUGGAUAUUCAUUUAAGAAGGAUGAGAUUGAGAAAUCUAUUGUACACCGGGUACAGGCUAUCUUCCGACGUGCUUCAGCAAAGUGGAAAGACGAUGUUCAACUUUGGCUAUCCUAUGUAGUUUUUUGUAAGAAAUGGGCUGCCAAAACUCAACUUAGCAAGAUAUUCUCGGCCAUGUUGGCCAUUCAUUCCAACAAGCCAGGUAUGUACUUUAGGAUGGAGUUGAUGCAUGCUGAAAAACUGAGGAAAGAAAAGCAAGAAUUUGAUAAAGCCAACAUGGAUGCGGUAAGAUUAUUCCCCUGCUUUUUAAAUUUAGGUGCAGAAUUUCACAUUUCACUGCUUUCAAUUGCACAGCUAUUUGAUUUUGCCAAAGAUCUACAAAAAGAAAUUUAUGAUGAUCUUCAGGCUCUACACACAGAUGAUCCUCUCACUUGGGAUUAUGUGGCAAGACGGGAAUUAGAGAUGGAGUCACAACCAGAUGAGCAGCCUCCAACGAAGCAAGCCAAAGCACUGCAGGUGGCCCGGAAGGAGGAGAGGUGCUGUGCCGUGUUUGAAGAGGCAGUGAAGACUCUGCCAACUGAGACCAUGUGGAAGUGCUACAUCAACUUUUGCUUGGAAAGAUUUGCUAAGAAGACAAAUAGUAAGCUCCUCAGAGGGAAGAGGCUGGAAAGAACCAUGACUGCAUUCAGGAAGGCCCAUGAACUCAAGCUUCUUCCAGAAUUGCAAUAUAAGCAGUGGAUUGAGUUGUUGUUGCACCAUAACUUCUUUAGGGAAGCUCUGGAGGUGGCAGUAGCUGGGACUGAAUUGUUUAAAGACUCCGCAGCAGUGUGGCAGAUGAAGCUUCAGGUGCUCAUUGACUCAAAGAGCCCUGACAUAGCCAUGCAUUUUGAAGAAGCCUUUGUGCACCUGAAACCCCAGGUUUGUCUGCCUUUGUGGAUUUCUUGGGCAGAAUGGAGUGAAGGUACCAAAAGCCAAGAAGACACUGAGGCAAUCUUUAAGAAAGCUAUCUUAGCUGUCACAGGUGCUGACUCAGUAACUCUGAAGGAUAGGUACCUGGAUUGGGCUUAUCGAAGUGGUGGCUACAAAAAGGCCAGAGCUGUAUUUAAAAGUCUACAGGAAAGCCGUCCGUUUUCUGUCAAUUUUUUCAGGAAAAUGAUUCAGUUUGAAAAGGAGCAAGUAUCAUGCAGAUGGUGA
This is a messenger RNA of Otolemur garnettii (small-eared galago), 1484 nucleotides long. It is a transcript of the gene UTP6, whose product is annotated as UTP6, small subunit processome component. The record is from RefSeq and is a predicted model, not a curated record. The coding region runs from base 69 to 1484 and encodes 471 amino acids. Gene Ontology annotation, cellular component: Pwp2p-containing subcomplex of 90S preribosome; small-subunit processome. The transcript has 16 exons. Gene Ontology annotation, biological process: maturation of SSU-rRNA from tricistronic rRNA transcript (SSU-rRNA, 5.8S rRNA, LSU-rRNA). Gene Ontology annotation, molecular function: snoRNA binding; protein binding. Lineage: Eukaryota; Metazoa; Chordata; Mammalia; Primates; Galagidae.